Messenger RNA from Dujonia railenensis, 450 nucleotides. The record is from the annotation of a GenBank genome assembly. Lineage: Eukaryota; Fungi; Ascomycota; Pichiomycetes; Serinales; Debaryomycetaceae.
AUGAGUAAGGAAGAUGACGAAUUGAAGGAAAUAUGGUCGCUUUUCAGCUCCGAGGACUCUAGUGUGAAUGAAAAGAGAAAGCAGAUCCAUUCCCAGUACCAAAAUCAAACUUUGAGUUCAUUUCCAGACCAUCUCUCCAUCACAACGGCCUUUGACGAAGUCCUUCAAUGUUUUUCACUUGGAGGUCAAGUAAAGCACUACUAUAGAUACGGUUCAUACUCAUUAUGCCAAUCUCAGAGAGAAAAGUUCUGGUUUUCGGUUACAAACGGAACCUUUAGCCAAGACAAGAAGGCACCUGACUUCACUCAAGCAGACAUGGAGAGAAGACAAAAAAUCCAAGAGUACUACAAGAAAAAAUUGCUCGAGCAAAAGGCUGCUGGGAGUUCUGAAGACGUUUGGGAUGCUAGAACUGAAUUGUUGGAUAGACCGUUUGAAGAAAAUAGGGGAUAA